UCAUUCGAGCAGCCGGGCUCAGAGCGGAGUGAGAGCCGGGGAGAGACGCUGCUGCUCGGGGCGACCGGCGGAUACAAGCCAGGAUGUUUCUCCUCGAAAAACCCUGCGUUUAAAAAAAACACACAGCGUCAGUUGAUCGAAGCUGCGGACAAAAGCCCCGAAUCGAGACGGAUGAGCCCGCUGUGUCCACCGUGUCCCUAGGUGAAUCUGUCUUUGUUCGGCUGUGACAUCUGCCCUUCACCUCCAACAUGGAUCAGUCAGAGAAGCAGCACAGGUCGGACGACGAGGCGGAAUACGAGGACGAGGAGGUGGAUCCGAGAAUCCAGGGGGAGCUGGAGAAACUCAACCAGUCCACGGACGACAUCAACAGAUGUGAGACGGAGCUGGAGGAUGCGAGGCAGAAGUUCCGCUCCGUUCUGUUCGAGGCCACGGCGAAGUUGGAUGAGCUGGUGAAGAAGAUUGGCAAGGCUGUCGAGGAGUCGAAGCCGUACUGGGAGGCCCGCAGGUUGGCCCGACAGGCCCAGCUGGAGGCUCAGAAGUCCACGCAGGACUUCCAGAGAGCCACCGAGGUUCUGCGGGCAGCGAAGGAGACCAUCUCCCUGGCUGAGCAGAGGCUCCUGGAGGAGGACAACCGGCAGUUUGACUCCGCCUGGCAGGAGAUGCUGAACCACGCCACCCAGCGGGUGAUGGAGGCGGAGCACACCAAGACGAGAAGCGAGCUGCUGCACAAGGAGACGGCGGUAAAAUAUACGGCCGCGAUCAGCCGCAUGAAGCAGCUGGAGAAGAAACUCAAACGCACCAUCAACAAGUCUAAGCCCUACUUCGAGAUGAAGGCGAAGUACUAUCUGCAGCUGGAGAACCUGAAGAAGAACGUGGACGAGCGGCAGGCCAAGCUGUUGCAGGCCAAAGGCGAAUACAAGACGGCCCUCAGGAACCUGGAGACGAUCUCCGACGAGAUCCAUGAGCGACGACGGAACUCCGCCAUGGGCCCCCGGGGGAGAGGCGUGGGCUCAGAGGGCGACAGCGUUUCCGACAUCUCCAGCUUCAAAAUGGAGUCUGAUGGAAUAUCGAUGGCGUCAGUGUGUUUCGAUGACGAGGCGUAUGGCGGCGGCGGCAGCAUCAUGUCUGAAGAAGACUCGGAAACUCGCUCCACCUGCAGCUUGGGUUCUUCUCCCAGCAGCCCUCAGGACCUCAUGUCGCCCUGCCCCUUCGUCAGCUCCUCCUCUUCCUCAUACACGUCCUCCUCUGCCUCUCCAUCACCGACUCCCUCCUCCUCUUCGUCCUCCCCUGCUCCUCCCUCCAGGCCCUGCAGCCUGGAUCUUCCCAGCACCGUGUCGUUGUCCGACUUCAGCCUCAUCUCGCCGGUGCUCGGGCCUCGCAGCGAGUGCAGUGGAGCGUCGUCGCCUGAGUGCGACCUGGAGAGAGGUGACCGGGCAGAAGGUGCAGAGGGGGAUCUGGACAACGCUCCCACUGCAAACAACAACAGCAGCUCCACCUCCACCUCCGCCGCCAAGAAGCCCUUCAGCCUGGAGGCACGCUUCAGCUUUCUGAACUUGCGACGCCCUCGAGCCGACAACACCAAAAGAAUGGACAGCUGUUCCCGAAAGGCCGAGCCCGGGCAGACCGGGGUCCUGGUCAAAGGAGUCUGAGGGACAAAAAGAGAACUCGUGAACAGGGAUUCUGACUGCCUCGACUCAUUCUGACCCCACGAUAAACUGUUAUGAGCUGUUUAUAAGCUAGCUGCCACAACUGCACUCCAUUUCCAAAACUCCACUAUGUUGAAAAUGUGUUGGUGAAGGGUGAUGGAAGAAAAAGAAAAGUUAUUAUUCAUGUUGUUUUUUCCCCACUAAUGGCUGAAAAAGCUUCUGUCACAAAAGCAAAAGUACACGAGCGUGCGGCCUCUGCCGGGCGCUCGUCUUCAAACUGCUCUGUCGUUAAAGAACUGGUGAAACCGUUAAUCAAAACUGAGAAUUUACUGCUGUUCAAUGGAAUUUAGCAUGCUGUAAACAUGUUCUGUUCAAAGUCACACCUGCUGAGAUGUUCAGUAAAUAACUGGUGUCUUAACCUCCUGCUGUACACUCCUGUACGUGACAUAAGACUUUGCUGUCUGUGAACUGUUCAGGUGGAGCCACCGUCAUCCCUCAGAUGUUUAUUAUUUAAUCUUUAUUUAUAUAAUUCUGGUUCAUUUGAGCUUUAGCUUUAAUGCCCGUUCUUUCAACCUUCAUGACAUCCAGCAGUGUUACUGACAUUUAGACACAUUGAAUACAAAAAAAGUUGGACUGCAGGGAACACUUCAUCUCAAGUAACCAUUUUUAGUGUUUAUAAGCAGUAAAUAAACGUAAUAAUUGUUGCUGUAGUGAGAUCUGUAAAUGAUUAAUGCAGUAUUUCUCAACAUCUGUAACUCUUGUCAUAAAAAACACCAUAAUAUACUAA
Molecule: messenger RNA, 2433 nt
Organism: Toxotes jaculatrix (banded archerfish)
Lineage: Eukaryota; Metazoa; Chordata; Actinopteri; Toxotidae
Gene: sh3bp5b
Product: SH3-domain binding protein 5b (BTK-associated)
Exons: 9
Coding region: 249-1649 (466 amino acids)
Biological process (GO): negative regulation of protein tyrosine kinase activity; intracellular signal transduction
Cellular component (GO): cytoplasm
Molecular function (GO): protein kinase inhibitor activity
Source: RefSeq, a predicted model, not a curated record